AUGAAGCACGGGUGUCUUUUCCUCGUCGCUUCCAGCCUCUUUGCCAGCAACAGUAAUAUCAUUGCGUAUGCUAGCUCGGUAAGAGGUGCCCUAGCUUCAAGCGAAAGCGAAAUGACAGGAUCUUCCAAUUCUCGUCGUCCUUUCGCAGCCAACGACGUUCUGACCUGCCGCGUCACUGUUGUUGGCACAAUGUUGGACAUUAACGACGAUCGUUCCCAGGCCAACCAAGAUGAGCAGAUAUCUUGUAUUCCCAUUGUUGAUGAAAAAGAACUUGACAACGUCUUUCCCCUGGAUCUCCCUGCCAAAGUACUUGCGGUACACAUGUCCUCCAUUGAACGUGCUAGCUUGUAUGUUGCCGUCAAGGGUGCCUAUGUUACCGAAGACCAGCUUGUCGUCUCGGACAAAGCUGCGUAUGAAGUCUUCAAUGAGCUACCGGGACACCUACGACGCCUCGAAGAACAACGCCGCGACCUCUUCACCACUGGUACCAAAACGUUGGGGGUCGUUCGAAUAUCCACCACCGAUGCCCAACCCAUGUUCAGCGCUGCCCAGCUCGAAGAUGGCAUUUUCGGCAACGGACUUAAAAAUGAUGGUGUCACUGUUGUGUCGCAGUAUGAAGAAUGCUCCUUUGGGAAGCUUAAGUGGGGUAAAACCAGAGAAGGGGUCGUUGACAUCAAGGUCAACCAGUCCAUCAAAAGCUUCAAAUCUGCAUCUGAUCUGGUCACUGCCGUCCAGAAGCAGAUCAAGGCCGAACGAGGCAUUUCCACAGUGGCGAGUCUCGGUGACAAGGUACUGAUGUGCUUGCCGCCUGGUACAGGAAGCUGGGCCGCUAGUGCCGGUGUAGGUCACUGGCGUGCGCAAUUCAACAACGAGUGGUGCCUGAGUUUAACGGGCUUAGUACACGAGCUUGGUCACACGAUGAGUCUUGGCCAUUCCGCGGAGGACGGCAUCGAAUACGGAGACGUGAGUGGAAUGAUGGGCUACGGGCGUAGGAAUGCGAAUGGGCCUCGCAAAUGUUUCAAUGGAUACAACAACUUCAGGCUCGGCUGGUACUCCGACCGCACGAUGAAAGUCGACCCCAGUACUAGUCCUCGGGUGUAUAAGCUGGCUACUUUCGUGGACUACGAUAAGACCAACAGCAAGGAACCGGUCUUAAUCAACGUCGGUGACGAAUAUUUUCUUCAGUACAAUCGAGCCAAAGCUUUCAACUCUGGCACGGAAGAGAAACAGAACCUACUCACCGUCACUACUGACACCGCAAACACAUCAGGAUCUACGAAUUUAGGGGGCUUCCGAUCCGGUGAAACAUUUAAUAAGGUUUCCAACUAUCAAUCGUCACGCAAACGACUUGUAGUGAAGGUCUGCGACCAAAUCAGCGGCAACGGCAGCUCACCCGACGCACUGAUGGUCAGUAUUGGCUUGGAUGGUUCCGCCUGUGGCCAAGUACAGCAACCUGAUGACAAGCCUUCCUUUAGUAUCGACAAGGCGAUCAUUUUGACGGCGGCCAAGACAACGAAAAUUUAA
This is a messenger RNA of Phaeodactylum tricornutum CCAP 1055/1, 1524 nucleotides long. RefSeq lists its product with no specific name. The record is from RefSeq and is a predicted model, not a curated record. The transcript has a single exon. NCBI's taxonomy places the organism in Eukaryota, Bacillariophyta, Bacillariophyceae, Surirellales, Neidiaceae. The coding region runs from base 1 to 1524 and encodes 507 amino acids.